Molecule: messenger RNA, 924 nt
Organism: Microthlaspi erraticum
Lineage: Eukaryota; Viridiplantae; Streptophyta; Magnoliopsida; Brassicales; Brassicaceae
Source: the annotation of a GenBank genome assembly
AUGGUUGAUAAGGAUGUGGAAAAGACAGCUUUUCGCACUCAUGAUAGACAUUAUGAGUUCUUGGUGAUGCCUUUCGGCUUAACCAAUGCACCAGCGACAUUUCAAGCAUUGAUGAACGAGGUUUUCCGACCUUAUUUGCGUCAGUUUGUCCUUGUAUUUUUUGACGACAUACUCAUCUAUAGCUCCGAUUUGCAACAGCAUGAACAACACUUGGAGAUUGUUCUGAAACUUUUUCGGGAACACAAGCUGUUUGCGAAUAGAAAAAAGUGUUCGUUUGGUCAGGCUCAAGUGGAAUAUUUGGGACAUUUUAUUUCAGUGAAUGGCGUUGCAACGGAUAAAAGCAAAACAGUAGCUAUGGAGAAGUGGCCGUCUCCAAAAUUAGUAGAGGAGCUUCGUGGAUUUCUUGGUUUAACGGGCUAUUACAGAAGGUUUGUUCGGGGUUAUGGGACCAUUGCUAAACCACUGACGUCCUUGUUGAAGAAGGACAAGUUUAUGUGGACACCAGAAGCUCAAACAGCGUUUGAUGAAUUGAAACAAGCCAUGAUGUGUGCACCGGUACUUGCCUUACCAGACUUUUCAGAGACUUUUAUUGUGGAAUCAGAUGCCUCUGGAUUUGGGUUGGGAGCAGUUUUGAUGCAGAAUCAGAAUCCUAUUGCCUAUUUUAGCCAUGGAUUAACAGAGAAGGAACAGCUGAAACCGAUUUAUGAAAGAGAGUUAAUGGCAAUUUUUUUAGCUAUUCAGCGUUGGAAACAUUAUCUUUUGGGGAAAAGAUUCAUAGUCAGAUUAGAUCAGAAGAGUUUGAGGUUUCUCUUGGAGCAGAGAGAAGUGAAUUUGGAGUAUCAGCGCUGGCUACAUAAACUUCUGGGAUAUAAGUUUGAUAUCGUUUAUAAACCAGGAAUUGAGAAUAAGGCAGCAGAUGGUUGA